CCCUUAAAAUAUUACUUGUUCCCAGAGAAAAGUGGUGGGCUCUCUGUUUUGGGGGACAUAAUUAAAUAUACUUUCAGAGACUCAGAUAAAAAAAAGCCAUUGAAUAUGCAUUUUAGGGAAUCUGAGAAGGAUUCAAGCUAUAUUUUUAAAACUGCUGUUUACAAAAAAUGGCACUUACUCAAAGAAUACUUAUGUUAGUAAUAUGGAUCAAGACGUUGGACUGUUUCACUCGCCUUCACUUUCAAAUAAUGUUUAUUUCUACCAUUUUAAAAAAUAGAUUAGAUAAACCCUAACAGACGACUUAAAAUGUCAAUUGUUUGUUGUGUUACUAAAAAGAGUUGUAUAGGUCUUUUCUAUUUUUAAUGUUCAUAUUUCCUCAUAGUUCCUUAUGAACUAAAAUAACUAUUACAUUUAAGUUUAUUUGCAAACCUGUUGUUUGAACACAUAAAAUUACUUAUUUGCUAUCCAAUCAUCGGCAUAGUAACAAAAACAGAUAUAAUCAUUCAGAUCAGUUUAUAUUAUUCCAAAUGUUUGUAGGCUUGAUUUUUUGGAUAGAAAAGAUUGUCUUACAUACGUACAGUAUACUUUCAAAUUUCACUGCAUACGAUAGCACGGAAGACAUUUUCAGAAAACAAUCAGAUCCAAUAUCAGGAUCUUUUCAUCAGCAGUGUUUAAUUUUAUGUUCACUAAUUUGUGUCUUCCAUUAUUCAAAAAUGAUGCUUUUUUGACAGCCCGUAGAUAAGUUUGUAUGAAUAUUUAUUGAUUUAUUUCCUAAACUCGGCAGGGGAGCAGCAAAUAAAUUUAGUGCUUUCUUUAAAUAAUUCUUUUUCUAUGAGGCAAGAUGUCAUUUGAAACUUUUAAAUAGGCAUUUAAUUAGCUUGUGUGUGUUGCUUCUGAACAAAACCCUGCUGGGAGCCUUUGGAGAAAUGUAUUCCAAAGAGGCGGUCAAUAUGCAAAAUUGAUGACUACACUUUCUUUGUUGCAAGGCCAUUGUGCAUUGCUUGUUUAUGAAGUCUAAUCCAAUCAUAAAUUGCACCCCUGGACCAAUCAGAAAGCCCAGAGCUCUCGAUGAAUGAAGCUCAAGUGGAGAACUUUGUUGAACCCCUUUGUUCGAGCUGUCACUUUUGAAAGAGCUUUAGCAGGGCUGACCACUAUAAAACCCAUCAUCCAGGAGGAAGGGCAAAGAGAACCCUGCCAGACUUACUAGUUGGAUCUUUACUAAAGAGGUUUGCAAAGCAGAAAAAAAAAUACCAAGCCAGGUUCCUUGGACCCUGAAAAGUAUUUCAGCCUCUGCGAUGAUGUUCCCAAGUCUCAUAGCUCCUCCGGCUGUGUACCCGAAUCUCCUGCGGCCAACUCCUACUUUAACUUUGCCUCAGUCUCUGCAGUCAGCCUUUUCUAGCCAUUCUAGCUUCUUGGUGGAAGAUUUGAUCAGGAUCAGUAGGCCUGCCAGUUACCUGCCUCGGAACGGCCCUCCGCCUAGCAUGUCCCCUCCAGCCUCCGGGACCAGCCCAGCCAGGACAGACACGGUGACAUCAGAGCUCGUCAGCUGCAACACCUCUAGCGCUAGGAGGGUCUGUUCCCCGCAGACUUCAGUCUCAUCCAAUAACGAUUCCACUUUCCUGAAGUUUGGGGUCAACGCCAUCCUCUCGUCCACUCCUAGAGCUGAAACCUCCCCUGCGUUGCUUCCGAGUGUCCCUCCAAAGACAUUCUCCUUUCCAUACUUUGAAGGAUCCUUCCAGCCUUUUAUCAGAUCUUCUUAUUUCCCAGCGUCCUCCUCGGUCGUGCCUAUCCCCGGCACUUUCUCCUGGCCCCUGGCUGCUAGAGGGAAGCCCCGCAGAGGGAUGCUUCGCAGGGCAGUCUUCUCGGACGUGCAACGCAAAGCUCUGGAGAAAAUGUUUCAGAAGCAGAAGUACAUCAGCAAACCAGACAGGAAAAAGCUGGCAGCCAAACUGGGGCUCAAAGACUCGCAGGUGAAGAUCUGGUUCCAGAACAGAAGGAUGAAGUGGAGGAACUCCAAAGAGAGAGAGCUUCUCUCCUCCGGGGGCUGCAGGGAACAAACCUUACCCACCAAGUUCAACCCUCACCCAGACCUCAGCGACGUAGGCAAGAAAUGUUCAGAGGAGGAGGAGGAGGAGGAAGUGUCCCCACUGUGCCCAGCCAGCCCUCGGCACACCCUGACCUACCACCAGUCCCCAGAGCACCUGCACUUGAGGGACAGACUGGACUCCCAGAUGCCCCCCUCUCCAUCCCACUCCAGCAGCCCCAGCAAACCUUCAGACUUCUCAGACUCGGAGGAAGAGGAUGAUGAGGGGGAAGAGGAAGAGGAGGAGAUCACAGUCUCUUAGAUCUCCUGCCUGCCCCCACCACAACAGGGGACUUUGCAAAGAUGUAAAUCAAUAAAUAGAAGUAUAGAAGUGCUAUAAAAUUGAAGAGGUGGUGUCCCUCCUGAAUGUCUACAUGGUUCUCACAUGCAAGUUAUUUAUGGCAUAGCCAGGUCUGUCUACACUUAUACUCCUUUCCUUGUCUAUUUGCUCUGCUUAUGAGGCCUUGUAUACAUAGCAUCCAUUAGCCUUUCUCUUUGUAUCUAUGUUUAGCAACCAAACUUGUAUGAUAGCUGCAUUUUCCCCAUGCAAGCCACAGACAAGAUAACUGGAACACCCUGCUUUGGAAGGCAUGCUUGGUAUAUAGCAAGGGGGAAGUAAUUAAAUGGAGUGGAGACUGUGGUUUGGAGACAAAAUCAUGGUAAACGCUGUAAUCCUUUUAUUAGAUUUCAAGCGAACUCCCUGCUAUUAUUAAGUUAUGGAAAUGAUGAAAGCUGUAUGGUCUGAUCCUGGAACCCUUGUUUACAUGAGUAGUCCUUAUACAUGUGAGUAAUCCCUGUGGAACUAUUCAUGGACCAGACCCUGCUCCUCUUAAUCACAUCCAGUAGCACCAUACUCCAUGUAUGUCAGUAGGACAUAUUUGGAGUAUGUUGUUACUUAAUUGGGAGAACAUAGACCCUCAUAAGUAAGGACUAACUGGCAUGAACAAGUGUUUCAAAACUGAGAUCUAUGUGUUUAUAUUUUAAUUGGUGCAGCAAUGCUAUAUAUGAAGCACUCUCUAAACCACUUUUUGUCCACACAUCUGUGAUCAAUUUCUACAUUGCUUCUAGUAUAGGUUUAAUGUGGAUGGAGGAUAAUGGAUAUGCCUCUUUGAUUUUUGACUGAACUUUGCUGUCUUUGCACAGCUUUUAUGAACUGUACACUAUUUUGUACACUUACGCUGUAUGGAUGUUUUAUACCAAGGUUAUUGUGAAUGAGUAUAAAGAUGGACUGAUAAGAUUUCUCUCUUGUUUUUUAAUGGUUUUUAAACUAAAAAAGUAGCUGUUUAACUGUGUAACUUAUAAAAAACACUUUUAUUUUGUAUUUUAUGUGUACAGAUUUUAAAUAUGUAUAUAUAAUAAAUGGAAUG
Molecule: messenger RNA, 3450 nt
Organism: Terrapene triunguis (Three-toed box turtle)
Lineage: Eukaryota; Metazoa; Chordata; Testudines; Emydidae
Gene: DBX1
Product: developing brain homeobox 1
Exons: 4
Coding region: 1296-2345 (349 amino acids)
Biological process (GO): regulation of transcription by RNA polymerase II; cell differentiation in spinal cord
Molecular function (GO): DNA binding; DNA-binding transcription factor activity, RNA polymerase II-specific
Source: RefSeq, a predicted model, not a curated record